Messenger RNA from Notothenia coriiceps (black rockcod), 403 nucleotides. RefSeq names its product V-type proton ATPase subunit B-like. Gene Ontology annotation, molecular function: proton-transporting ATPase activity, rotational mechanism; ATP binding. The record is from RefSeq and is a predicted model, not a curated record. Lineage: Eukaryota; Metazoa; Chordata; Actinopteri; Perciformes; Nototheniidae. The transcript has 3 exons. Bases 1 to 402 code for a protein of 133 amino acids. Gene Ontology annotation, biological process: vacuolar acidification.
AUGUUAAGCGAGUUCUUGGUCUUUGUAGCCUCCCCUGUGGGACAGGCCAGGAGAUACCCCUUCAUAAAGCAAAAUGUAACAGGAUUCCUCAGAGAGAUUGGUGUAAUUGAUCCGUUUCUGUGUUUUCCAGGUCAGCCCAUCAACCCUCAGUGCCGUAUCUACCCCGAGGAGAUGAUCCAGACGGGCAUCUCGGCCAUCGAUGGCAUGAACAGCAUCGCCCGAGGACAGAAGAUCCCCAUCUUCUCUGCUGCUGGGCUGCCCCACAACGAGAUCGCUGCUCAGAUCUGUCGUCAGGCCGGCCUGGUGCAGAAGUCCAAGGAUGUGAUGGACUACAGUUCUGACAACUUUGCAAUUGUCUUUGCAGCCAUGGGGGUAAGCAGACAAACUGUAGCGUUCAGUUGAC